AUGAAUAAAAUUUUACUUUAUCAUUAUAGAUUGGAACAAAUCUCUCUUAUAAAUCUACCAACGGAAAUUAUUCACCAUAUUUUGGAUUAUUGUGAUACUAAAACGAUUCUCUUAAAUAUUCGUUGUGUUUGCAAAACAUUGAAUGACAUUGUUAACAAUUACGAUAGAAUUCCAUUGAUAAUUGAUAUAAAUUCAAUGAAUAAUCUGGAAGACAUUUCUCAUACGAUUCAACUAGAACAAGUGACUUCACUUACGAUUACCAAUAAUAUUCGACCAGAGGAAAAAUUACCUUUUUCGUUACUUGAUAGUUUAAAAUUUACUCGACUUCGUUCGUUAACUAUCGAAAGAGCACGAGAUGAACAAUUGAAGUAUCUUUUAAGAAGUUUAAAUACUAACUCUUUGAUUUCACUCUCAAUCGAAUUGAACACUCAUAAAUUUAAUCAAAUAUGGCCUACUAUUUCCGAUGCACUUAUUCGAUGGAAUCUUCGAGCAUUCUCUGUUAAUAAUACAUAUCUCAUGAAGGAUCGUAUACUAUGGAGUUCUUCGAUGCAUGGUUCUGACCGUAAAAAAUAUCUGGUUUUACAAAAGUUACAAAAUUUACAGACAUUAGUUAUGCAAAAGUGCAUUAUAGAUGAAAAGAUCAUACCUAAAAGGUCAUGUAAAUUCGAAUCAAAUCUUAUGUUUAAAUGUAUAAUUUUGAUAAACUGUAUAUUUACUUGUCAGCAUUUUGAAAGAUUAUUUUUCCCAAUAUCUUCACUUCGUCAUCUGAAAUUGAUUUGUGAAAGUGAUGAACUCAAUUUUAUCUUUCAUGGAUCUUAUUGGGAACGAAUCAUCAGUACUAACUUACCUCAUAUCGAUCGAUUUGAAUUCUUCUUUUCUUAUCACCAAAAUCUUUUUAAGAGAGACAAGAACAUAGAUUUCGAUCAACUUCAAUCAUUGAUCGAUGAAUUUCGAACACCAUUUUGGCUUGAUGAAAAGCAUUGGUUUGCCACAUAUAUUUACAAUUUUCAAGCGAAUAUGAUCUGCUUAUACACAACACCUAUUAUCACAAAAAAUGAUCAAACUUCACUCAGAUGUGAAGUAUCAUGGACAGACGAGACGUUUCAUCUAACUAAAGGAUCAUUAAAUAGAUUGACUGACUAUGAUACAAAUGAGACACUCACCACAUUAAAUCUGUCGAAUAGUUCCAUUGUAGCCAUGGGAGCACAACACAUUGCUGCUGCUUUGAAAACUGACAAAACAAUUACCUCAUUAAAUCUUAACUUCAAUGAUCUUGGAAAAUGUGGUCUAGAAUAUAUUGCUAAUGCAAUGCGGAUCAAUGAAACAAUAAUUACAUUGAAUCUUCGGCAUAAUUUUAUUCAGGAUGAAGGUAUACAACAUCUGAUUAGAGCUUUAAAAACGAACAAAAAAAUAAAACAUCUUGAUCUUGAAUGGAACAAAAUUAGUCAUGUAGGAUCACAAUAUCUUGCUGAUAUGUUAACAAAUAACACGACGCUCAUUACAUUAAAUCUUCGAUACAAUCCUAUUAAAGAUCUUGGAGCACAAUAUCUCGCCUAUGCUUUACGGAAUAAUCAGAUGAUUUUCAUCUUUUAUACUCAUUUUUUAUUUUUCAUUUUUGUUCAUAGACACUCAUCACACUGA
Messenger RNA from Adineta ricciae, 1641 nucleotides. The record is from the annotation of a GenBank genome assembly. Lineage: Eukaryota; Metazoa; Rotifera; Eurotatoria; Adinetida; Adinetidae.